AUGGCAGAAAAUCGAACACUGAGAGAGCUAACAGCUCCUAACUUGAACCAACAGCCGUUGUGCAUCGCAUAUCAGCAGUUGGAGGAAGGUGCUAAUGUUGAGAUCAAAUCUGGUCUAAUUCAUCUAUUGCCGGCAUUCCAUGGCAUGAAGGCAAGUGGUGGAGGGCUAGUGAAUAAGACUCCAGGAGAUGCAACUAGGCUGAUUGCAGAGCUAGCAGAGAAUUCUAGGCAGUUCAGUCAGAGAACUCCCACGCGCCGGGUGAAUGCAGCAAAUUCAAAUACAACUGAGUUAGAGAGUCAAAAUUUGGAAAGUCAAGUGAGCCAAAUUUCAAGUGCAGUGAGCCGACUUGAAGCUAAGGACUCUGGAAAGCUUCCAUCUCAAACGGAGCUGAAUCCUAAGCAACAGGUCAAUGCAAUAACAUUGAGAAAUGGCAAAGAGUUGCAAGAAACUGCAGUUGCAACUAAGAGGGCUAAAGACUUGAUUGGAACUGAAGAGCAAGAAGUAGAACAUGAAGCUGUGGCGAAUCCACCAACUUUUCCCUCUUAUGAACCCACACCACCUUUCCCUGAAGCCUUGCAAGAUACUCGAAGGUAUGAGAAAGACAAGGAUAUUUAUGAGACUUUUAGCAAAUGUGAGGUAAAUAUUCCCCUCUUGAAUGUGAUUAAACGUAUUCCUCGUUUUGCUAAGUUUAUGAAAGAACUGUGUACUAUCAAGAGAAAGCAUAGGUUGGGAGGAAAAGAGAAGGUAAAGGUGAGUGCUCAUGUUUCUGCGGUUUUCCAAAAGAAAAUCCCAGAAAAAUGUGGUGAUCCUGGUAUGUUUAUUGUUCCUGUUACAAUAGGAGACACCACAUUGCACCGAGCUAUGUUGGACCUAGGUGCAUCAAUCAAUGUCAUUCCCUACUCCCUGUUUAAAUCUUUAAAACUUGGACCUUUACAUGGAACUGGGGUAGUGAUUCAGUUAGCGGAUAGGUCUAAUGUGUAUCCUAAGGGGGUGGUGGAAGAUGUGUUGGUUAAGGUUGAUGGUUUGAUUUUUCCUGCUGACUUUUAUGUGCUUGACAUGGAACAUGACAAACAAGCAGUCCCCAUCUUGUUAGGAAGACCUUUCUUGAAGACUGCUAAAACAAAAAUCGAUGUGUCUACCGGUUCCUUGACUAUGGAGGUUGAUGGGAAAGCAAUUGGGUAUAACAUUUAUGAUUCCAUAAAGUAUCCUGUCAACACUCAUUCUUUAUGUUCUCUUAAUGUUGUCGAUCCAAUGGUGCAUGAUGUUCCUAACAAUGAUCGUGGGGAUGAGUUCCUCACACCUAUAACUAAUGUUGUAUCUGGUGAUUGCUUGGAUUUCUCUAUGCCUACUAAUGUGCAGGUGAAGGUGGGGGAAUUGAAUGAACAUUCCAAGCUUCCACCUAUACCACCAGGUUCAACAAUCGGCCCGUCUGCAAUUCCGAGCAAGAAAUUGUCCCAUUUAGACCACAAAGCAAAGAAUAGGUUGUGGCAUGACAAGAUAAUUUCUAGGAAGAAGGUUAAAGUCGGUGAAAAAGGGAGGCCUCGGGAGCGAUUGUUACGCGCGAAAAGCAGCAAAACCAGCUAA
Messenger RNA from Chenopodium quinoa (quinoa), 1584 nucleotides. RefSeq lists its product as uncharacterized. The transcript is spliced from 4 exons. Lineage: Eukaryota; Viridiplantae; Streptophyta; Magnoliopsida; Caryophyllales; Amaranthaceae. Bases 1 to 1584 code for a protein of 527 amino acids. The record is from RefSeq and is a predicted model, not a curated record.